UGGAGCAGACUAUUUGUUCACAGCGCAGAGAGAGACAAGACACACUGAAGAGAUCUGGGAGACAAGAGGUCUCCAACUGAUUGGCUAAGAAUUAUAAUCAAUUGACUAAUUGAUUGUCUACGAUAUGCACUGUUGAGGACAUCACACAUUCCACCGAGAGACCCGGGUGCUGCUGAUCGACAUCGAUAACUGUCAUUAAACUCAUUAGGAACCAAACGAAACAAAAACGGAGAGGGACCUAGCUGAAUUUGUCCGAAAGAAACUUGUUUUCAUCGUAAAAUGUUUUACGUUUGGAUUAAACAGUUUCUGAAUGUUUUUGCUACGGUGUGUGACUAAUGAAUACACCCCUAAACUAGUGUGACUGAUGUUAUCCAACUGGACUAUGUAAAGAGCAACAGAGCUCAGCCAGAGAACAGAUACUCCAGUUCUAUUCCCUCUGUUCCUUGUGUGGAUUUACAGAACGUCAAAUAACUCGGACACGCCGCCCGUCUGCUAGAACCUCAGAUAUUCUCCUGCUGAGAAGACUAAACCUCAAUAGAGGUUGACAAGACGAUAACUGAUAACCUCUCCUCGUCUCCUUGGACACCGAAAGAUAACAAGCCUGUUAACCUCUCCUCGUCUCCUUGGACACCGAAAGAUAACAAGCCUGAUAACCUCUCCUCGGACACCGAAAGACAACAAGCCUGUUAAUCUCUCCUCGUCUCCUUGGACACCGAAAGAUAACAAGCCCGAUAACCUCUCCUCGUCUCCUUGGACACCGAAAGAUAACAAGCCCGAUAACCUCUCCUCGUCUCCUUGGACACCGAAAGAUAACAAGCCCGAUAUCCUCUCCUCGUUUCCUUGGACACCGAAAGAUAACAAGCCCGAUAUCCUCUCCUCGUUUCCUUGGACACCGAAAGAUAACAAGCCCGAUAUCCUCUCCUCGUCUCCUUGGACACCGAAAGAUAACAAGCCCGAUAUCCUCUCCUCGUCUCCUUGGACACCGAAAGAUAACGAGCCCGAUAACCUCUCCUCGUCUCCUUGGACACCGAAAGAUAACAAGCCCGAUAUCCUCUCCUCGUCUCCUUGGACACCGAAAGAUAACGAGCCCGAUAACCUCUCCUCGUCUCCUUGGACACCGAAAGAUAACAAGCCUGAUAUCCUCUCCUCGUCUCCUUGGACACCGAAAGAUAACAAGCCCGAUAACCUCUCCUCGUCUCCUCGGACACCAAUAAAAGUGAAAGUCAAGUCUAGUUGAUUGUUGUUCCUGUAUCCUAAACAUGUCUCCAUCGAGGUCUGUGGAGCCUCCUCUCUCCAGUGGGCAGUCUGUGUCUGGUCAGUCUGUGCCUGGUCAGUCCGUGCCUGCUCCUCUGUCCAUCUCCUUCUCUGGAUCGGGGUUCCUGGCUACGUACCAGUUGGGUGUGGCCCAGAGCCUGCGGGACCGGUCCCCCAGGGUGUUGCAGACGGCCCCUAAGGUCAUGGGGGCCUCGGCCGGGUCUCUGGUGGCUGCUGCCGUAGUCUGUGGCUCCAGUCUGGACAUGGUGCGUGAUGAGAUGCUGAGGUUUGCGCGGCAGAUGAGGGGCCGUGUCCUGGGGCCGCUGCACCCUGCGGGGAACGUGUCUGUGUGGAUAGAACGCAUGCUGCGCCUCUUGCUACCGGCCGACGCCCACAUCAGGGCCAGCGGACGCCUGGCCAUCGCCAUGACACGCAUCCCAGAUGGACAGAACAUCAUGGUGUCAAAGUUCACGUCCCGAGAAGACGUGGUGCAGGCGCUGUUGUGCGGUUGCUUUCUGCCUGGGUACUGUGGUAUACAGCCACCAAGAUACAAAGGAGUGCAUUACGUGGACGGCGGUUUCUCCAGUAUCCAGCCGACCAACUCCUGCCCAAUUGGCCACACCCUCACCGUGUCUCCAUUCGCUGGUGAGACGGACAUCUGCCCAAAGGACCCCGCCCCACUGUGUGACAUCGUGGUGAGCGGAGCGUACCUCCACUGCAGUCUUGUCAACGGUUACCGGAUACUACACGCCAUGUACCCCUACGACUGGGAGGCUCUGGACAAGGCCUACCACAGUGGAUACAGAGACGGCCUUCACUUCCUACAAACCAGUGACCUGGUCCCAUGUCUGCCACUUCUUAACACCCCAUCAGAGCCUCACUUCUCACCUCCUCCUGAUGGAUGGACAGAUCUGGAGACAGACCUGGAGGAGGAGGAGGAGGAGGAGGAGGAAGAAGAAUGGGUGGAUGAGGUGAAUGUGUGGUCCUCCCAGACAGAGACCAGAGGCAGUCAGAGAAACUGUUAUCUUGAAGGCGGAGAUCUACCUUGGCAUCUGGCAAGCCUGGAGCAGGCCAUUUACCUAGCCCUGCCCAGCUGGAUAAACACAGCGUUGCUAUGCAACAUCAUGGAGUUGCUGUGGACUCAUCCCCUACUCCGUGUGAUGUCAUACCUGCUCCUCCCCUUCACCGCGCUACUCAGCUUCCUGAUUGAAAAUACACACAGGAUGGGAGUUUUAGGGUUCUGGCUGUGGCAGGAUCUACGCCAGAUCAGCUUCUAUUUCAUGGACAUCCUGGUCUCCAGCCUCCGCAGAAACCUACAGAUCAGACUCCAUCACAAUCUUACUCUGCUUGGAUCUGCAGCGAGAGAAGGAGGCGGAGACGGCCCCCACCAUACAUCUCUAUCCUGGGCUGAAAGAGGGGAGGAUGAUGAAAGAGAGACCUUGGUUGACCCCCCCGGCACCCCAUCCUAAUAAAACAGACCUUGGUUGACCCCCCUAGCCCCCCAUCCUAAUAAAACAGA
This is a messenger RNA of Oncorhynchus nerka (sockeye salmon), 2773 nucleotides long. It is a transcript of the gene pnpla1, whose product is annotated as patatin-like phospholipase domain containing 1. The record is from RefSeq and is a predicted model, not a curated record. The transcript has 9 exons. Gene Ontology annotation, biological process: lipid homeostasis; triglyceride catabolic process. The coding region runs from base 1260 to 2723 and encodes 487 amino acids. Gene Ontology annotation, molecular function: triacylglycerol lipase activity. Lineage: Eukaryota; Metazoa; Chordata; Actinopteri; Salmoniformes; Salmonidae. Gene Ontology annotation, cellular component: lipid droplet; cytoplasm; membrane.